AGGUGGGAAUGUUUACUCAUCCUUGUACUUGAUUCUUGAAAAAGUAUAGACCUUAGGAUGAAAGGGGUAGUUUUAAAAUAUGGGAAUUCGAUGUGUUUUGAACUCAUGGCUUGCAGCAAUUUAAAUUUGACAGAUAUUUGUCGUUACUCGUUAUGUCAGACACAAAAAAUUCAAAGGCAUAACAAACAAAAAUGUUUUUUCCUUAAUUUUAUCGUUACAAAGUCAAUAAUUCGCACAAAAUGAGUGAAUUUAGAUUGCACGAAAUAAUUUCAGAACUAUCUACUACACUAGGUGGAAAAAUAUCCCCUGAUAAAUUGUUCGAAUACCUACAAGGCGUAAAAUCUGGAAAUUCAUCAGGAUGUACAGAGGAAGUCCAGGAACACUUGAUAAGUCUUGCGCAAGACUCGCCAAAUGCAGAAGCAUUCAUGGCAAAAUACAAUUAUUUCAAAGACAAAAAUGUUGAUUCACUAGACACCUUUGUUAAGCUGCUAUCUAAAAUAUCUGAAGAUCAUAAUUUGAAAGAACUUCUUAAAAAAACUGCAAAGCCACAAGGUGCAUCCUCCUCUGACUUCACCAGGGAUACACUUUAUCAGGUGAAAAGUCGGAUUAAUAAGGAGAUAAAGAAAUCUCCAAAGCUCGACUCCAGCAUGGUUCUGAAUUCAUCCACAACUGUACCACUUGCUACAACCCCUUCUGUUAUGUCAUGGGUACAACGGCGCCCAGUUAUGUCAUGGGAUUUCUCUACCCAUUCAAUCAGCAGGUCAAUUCCAACUGUGCCAGCAGUAUCUCAAGAAAGCAUACUGAUUGAAGAUUUACUCAAUGUUCUUAUAGGUUUGCCAGGCACUUACAUAGAACCAGAAGAGCUGAAGGAUGUCUAUGGUCCAAGAACUUUCAAAAUAAAUGAUAAUGUGCCGGUUUCCCUAAGGGAGCUUGUAAAACAGAUCUUGCCAUUAGCUAGUCAUUAUUCUAUCAUACAGAGGUUCACUGAAGAGAAAAUGAGAUUUGAGUUUGGUCAAGUGAACAAUGCCUUAGCUGAAGAAAUGCAACUCAUAAAUAAGGAGCAUAUACUCUUUACAAUACAACUAGAGAGCAAAUUCAAGACUGAGGGUCUCACACUGUUAAAAGUAAUAUUCUUCCUCCAAAGGAAUAUGCAGAACUUGGGUAUUGCUGCUUCUAUCGCCUCCUCCAUAAGCAAGUCCGAAGCAAAAGGAGGCAAAGUGUUGAGCUUGUUACAUGACAGUAUUAUUGGCUCAAUAGGAGAUGAGAGAGCCCAACAGUUGUGCUUGAAACUUAUGGAGGCUGCGUGUAUUCCAUAUAUGAAAAUGCUCGAGAUGUGGAUCUAUAAAGGAAUCAUUUCUGAUCCCAUUGGCGAGUUUCUUGUGGAAGACAAUGAGGUUGUAGAAAGGGAAGAUAUGCCAGAAGACUAUUCAGCUGACUAUUGGGAGAAAAAAUAUGCCAUACGUAGGGAGAGGAUACCUAAAUUUUUAGAACCCGUUACAGAUAUCAUACUCAAAGCUGGAAAAUAUUUGAAUGUGAUAAGACAAUGUGGUAAGCCAGUAAAGAAUAAAGUGAUCCCAAUCCAAUACAAAAUCGAGGAAAAACAUUAUAUCGAAGCGAUAAACAAAGCGUACACGUUCGCAAGCCAAACCUUACUGGACUUAGUCUUGAAAGAAAAAGAUCUCAUCGGCCGUUUGCGAUCAGUCAAACACUAUUUCCUUCUGGAUCAAGGUGACUUCAUAGUGACCUUCCUCACACUUUGCGAAAAAGAAUUGUCGAAAUACGUGGCCGAUGUCAACCAAGCUUGCAUCGAAUCGCUUAUGGAUUUGGCUUUGAGAAUAUCCAGCGCUGUCAAUGACCCUUACAAAGAUGACCUCAGGGCAGAAUUGCUUCCCGAUGACCUGCAGUUCCGAAUGUUGAGGAUACUCAGCAUCAGUCAAAGAGAUGUCCAACUUCCUGCCGAACCUAAAAAGCUCCUAAUGAUCGAAUCGUUCUCGUUUGGCUAUGAUGUUCAUUGGCCUCUAUCAUUGAUUCUGAAUGUGAAGUCAUUAGCAAAGUACCAGAUGAUAUUCAGACAUUUGUUCUAUUGCAAAUAUAUAGAAAGACGAAUAUGUCAAGUGUGGAAAUCGAACAAAGUCGCUAAGAAGUUUCAUUUUCUGGAUGCGCAACAUUAUAGGGCUGCAUUUGCAUUGAGGCAAAGAAUGCUGCAUUGCGUCCAGAAUUUGGAGUAUCACAUGAUGGUAGAAGUGAUUGAACCGCAUUGGUGCACAUUUUUACAGAGGAUUGGAAAGGUGAAUAAUGUGGACGAAAUUCUUGCUUGCCAUACCGACUUUUUGAACAACUGUCUGAAAGACUGCAUGCUGACAAUACCGCCAGUUUUAAGCACAAUCAUGGAACUUUUGGCCAUAUGCGAAGAUUUUUGUAAAUUCGUGCAGAGGAUGCAGCGGUAUUUUGUGGAAGCAGAAUUGGGUUCUUUGCCAAACUCCUUUUACGAAUCCUUCACUCAGGGUGAUUUGGCAUUUCAAGGAACUGCCUCAAAUCCAACAGAACCUGCACCGAGCUUUAAGCAGAAAAUAUCAAUCUACGACGUGGAAUUUUCCGCAGCUCUGAUGAAACUUUUGGAUCAAAUUAACGAUCUCAACAGAGACACUAUCGAGCACGAUAGGCUUUUCAACCUGCUGUACAGAUGGCCUGCGUUAUACCCUAUGUCCGAAACUCCUAGAGAUUACUUCUCCUCGCCUCCUACAGCACCCUCAAGCCCUCCCUUACACUGCAGAUGAUUAGAUUUCAACUCGUUCUACACGGGACAGAAGCAGAAGUUGGACAAGGCUGUCAAUGGAUCGUCGGGUUGAAAGCUAAGUUUAUAUUUGUUUACUGAUUGCACAUGCAAAGUUUAAGCCAUGUUGAAUAUUAUCGAUACGUUCGCAGUAUUUCACAAUAGUAGUAUACCCUACAAUAUGAAAUGUAUAAAUUAAAUAAUAAGGAUGCACCGAGUACGCGGUGCUCAGGGGUAAUCUGACAUCAUGGCGCAGGCUUGUCAAGUCAAAAGAUUGCAGGUGCGAUGUGAAACCACGUCACGCCUUUUAUUUUUCGCAUAAACACUCAAUAAACAAAACCCACAAAACAACCUAAAGAAAUGCAAUAAAAAUCUGAAAAGUACGUGGAUAACGAGUUUCUCGCAGUUCUGCAAAGAAAACCUUCACAAAUAGGUACAUAAGGAUAACUUAGGUUUUGUUUUACCCAAAUUAUCAUCACCACGUCAUCAUGCUAUUUUAACUUGUUUUUUUUAAUCAGUGUUUGUGAUGGCUAUGACAUGGCUGCAAUUCUAUUAGGUAUUUUUUCUGUAUUUGAGCAACAUGGGACCUGACGAGGCCUACCUUUUACAAAACUAUAGGUUUAAAAUUUCUUGUAAAGGGAAAAAUCCAAAAAUAUAUUAAAAUCGGAUGUUAUAAAAAUGUCAUGUCAACUCAAUAUUUUAGCUGGUAAUAUCCGCGCUGAGUUUCAAGAAUCUCAACAUUUGAAAAACAACUGAAAAUUCCUUUAAAAGCAGUGACCUACAGCACUACACUCACAAACAACCGUCUAAGCUGUACAACUUUUUUUGUGGUACGUUAAUUUCUUGGGAAUAAAGAGAUCUUUCAAAAACACAAAUAUACGAGGUCUUUGAAUUAAGUGAUUUUUUAUUUUUUUUUUCAUCCGAAUAUAAUUAAAAUUUUAUAUUGUCACCCUCAAAAUGACUUCCUUCUGAAGCCAUACAGCUCUGGAGAUGGUUCUUUUACUGCUCAUAGCAGUGCUGGAACUCCGAUACUGGAAUGGCCUUCAGCUGGUCGGUUACAGCCGUUUAAAUGUUUUAGACUGUCCCAAAAUGAGUUUCCUUGAGGUCAUUUUUCAACUUCGGGAGGAGAAAAAAGUCACAAGGACUCAAGUCAGCUGAACGAAGAGGCUGAGGAGCAGCAGGAAUGUUUUCACUGGCCAAAAACUCGUUUAUUGACAUUGAUGUGUGAGUCAAAUUUAACUCUUCCCCGAUCAUUCUGACAGCAGACGAUCUUAACGCACAAUAUCCCGGAUUCUGUGUUCUUGAAUAUGAAGGCCUCCUGCUUCGUGGUUCAUCUUUAAUCGACUCUCUCCCUUUUGAAAAUGCAUUUAACCAUCUAAAAACCUGGGCUCUUGACAAAUCACUAUCUCCGUAGGCCUGUUUAGUAAGAGUUUUCAUUGCACUGUGCCCAAGUCUGAAGCGCUACGUUUCUUGAAAUUGAUGUCACUCAUUUUUAGAACACAAUAGAAAAAAGUGUUUUGCAAAAAAAAAAUGAUACGUACAACCAGAUGACUCAAGCGAGUUUAAACUUGUACUGAAAGCGGAUCACAUGCUCCCCUGUCUCCCCUCUAACCCCGGCGACCCCAGUAUUGCCAGAUGGAAUGCUUCGUUCACUUAAUUUACAGACCUCGUAAUAUAAAUAUCACUAACAGUAGCUGAAAUAACCCAGAGCAAAAGUAGUACUUUGUGAAUCCCCAACAAAUAAUACUUAAAAAACACAUAUCUAACAGAAAGCUCAAUAUUGUCAGCCUUAUCUGCGAAUAAAAAGGUCAGGCCCCAUAUUCAUCAUUUUACUUCCCACACCAUUUGUCAAGGAACCAUUGCAAUCGACAAAUAUUUCGAACUCGAGAUAUGAUUUUUUUUUAAUUUUAUAUGUAGGUACUCGUUUCUGCCGGUCUAUUUAUCUGUCUGUCCGAUAUUCCUUGGACCUUGUAUAACCCAAACUGUAUCUCUCGGACUAUGAUGAAAAAAAGCAAAAAACACCCAGGCCUCGUCUUUGUUUGUUUUUAGAGUUUUUGAUAAGUCUGGACAUAGACGAAAAGUAGGAAUGGUUGAUUUUUCAAAAAUCCGUAACCUCGUUUUUCGGAAUUUUUAGGGCAAUAGAAUAAUUGAAAUCACCAUCCAAAGCAUUUUUUUUCUAUUUAUAACUUUCGUAUAGGUAUGAUUUUAAAUAAUAAAAAUAAAAGAUUGUGAAAAUUAAAUAGGCAUACUUGGGGUAGACUAAUACUUUAUUGAGAUACUGUAUCUUUUUUGUUAAUAAUAUUUUUAUAGAGCGUCUAGUAGAACUACUUUAUUGCCGCCUGUUUACAACACUGCACAUUUUACAUAUCGAGUAAUAUUUACAAUUUAUAUUUCGAAAUACUCGUUAAUUUUUAGUGUUAUUUUGCGACUGAUUAUUACUCGAAGAUUGUUGUGAAUAUUUUGAGACUGGAAGUAUAUUCGAAAUUAAUCAUCUGUUUUUAGAUGCGUCGAUACUACUAAUACAGUGCCAUUGUUGUAAUCUCAGUUGUAUGUAGUUUAUAUAUUUUUUCAGCAUAAUGUUACUACUAGUACUAAAACAAUAAAUUAUGUUGAUUCAAAAA
This is a messenger RNA of Acanthoscelides obtectus, 5394 nucleotides long. Lineage: Eukaryota; Metazoa; Arthropoda; Insecta; Coleoptera; Chrysomelidae. The record is from the annotation of a GenBank genome assembly.